UCGCUUUUGUACCGCCAUUUUGGGAGUCAGGCGAUGAAUUGUGAACCGUAGCCGAAACCACGGGUGCACAGACUUUGUGACUAUCAACAUGGUUCACACGUGCGUGGUGGUAGGCUGUCGGAACAGGAGAACCCCAGGAACCACACUGUCUUUUUACCGUUUUCCACGGGACCCUGAAAGAAAACAACGGUGGAUUGCAGCUAUAAACCGAGAAGGGUGGUUGCCAAACGAUGGCAGUCGGCUGUGCAGCACGCACUUCAUCUCAGGUAAACAGGUGAAGAACCCUCGGUCACCGGACUACGUCCCAUCCGUGUUUAGUGCGGUUUCACUGUCUCAGGAGACAAAGCAAACGAGUGCCUUUGAAUGCCCUGACAAACAGCAAGCACAAGUGGAGGCAGCCACUGCUUUGUUGUACCUCCAGGGGCAGGUUGUUGACCCAGAGCUGGACCUGGACCAGGACCAGGAUAAGGCAGAAACCAUGUCAUCACUGAGCAGCAGUAGCUCAGAACAGCCCGGCGACAGCAGGGCCCACUCCAGCAGCGAUGUUGAUGCGUCCGAUGCUGUAAACUACGAAGAGGAGCUCAGGGCCCUGAAGAAGGAGAACCAGGCCCUCAGAGAGUCCAUGGAGAAAAUGUCUCUCACGGAGGUCUCCCUGAGAAAUGACCCCGCAAAAGUGAGGUUUUACACCGGCUUGCCUAACUACUUUGUGUUCGAGACAGUUAUGUGGUUACUUUCACCACAUAUGAAAGGAGAAAAGAGCGUGAAGCUCUCUAAGUUCCAGCAGCUCCUCUUGACCCUAAUGAGGCUCAGGCUGGACUUAAAGAACCAGGACCUGGCCUACAGGUUUGGGGUCAAGGUUAGUACGGUGACCAAGACUGUCCACAGUGUGGUCAACAUAAUGUCCACUACGCUGGUACCGACCACGGUGUUCUGGCCCUCAAGGGAGGAGCUUCGCAAGAACCUCCCCUCGGCCUUCAGGUCGUCGUACCCGGACUGUGCGGUGAUAAUGGACUGUUUCAGGGUGGCCCUGGAAAAAACGGACUGGUCCGAUGCAAACAUCCAUCACUGCGGAACCAACACGCUGAAAUACCUGGUGGGGGUCGCUCCGCAAGGUGUGGUCACUUUUGUCUCCAAAGGGUCGCCGGGACACGUCAGCGACAAGGACCUGGCGGAGGGCUGCGGCUUCCUGAACAAGCUGCUCGUCGGCGACGUGGUGCUGGCCGACCGGAGAUUUGACGUCAGCGAGUCAGUCGUGGCGCGCGGGGCCUGCCUAAAAAUCACAGGCAUCGGGGAGGGUGAACGUGAGGUGCCCGAAGAGGACCCACUAGCUGAUGCCAGCUUGGAGAGGAUGUGGGUGCGUAGGCACGUGGAACGAGUGAUUUCGACAGUGAAGCAGAGAUACGCCAUAUUGACCGGCCCGGUGGAGAGUCCCUUCACUGCCGUGGACCUCACCGCUAACAUGACCACCUUCGAUAAGAUAGUUCAGGUGGUGUGUGCCUUGAAUAACCUGUGCAUAUCUGCUGCCCCGCUGGAAUGACUCACUGCAAAGCUCCACAGACCCGGUCCUGGUGGGCCGCAAUACGACAGGUUGUCCAGCUCUGUGAAACCUGUGACACUUCAGCCAGUUCCAGUUCCUUGUUAUGUCAGUCGGGAAGGACAAAUGUUCACUUAUCAAGAUUUUCAUGGUGGCAUUCACGUAAAAAGGCAGGCUACAUGAGCCACGGUCCAGUAUAAUAUGUUGACACCUUUCACUUGACAGCUUUGACUCACAGAAAUAAAGUUAAUAAAUGGAUUCAGUAUGCAGAGUCAUAACUUGGGUUAUGAAUGGUGUGGGUGAGUGCACUGGCACAAUAUGCUUUAUCAUGAAAACCUGGAGAGCACAAGUCAGCAUCCUCAGAAGGUACUACAUUCCCCUGAGUUAGAUGGUCUACUGAAGAUAAUGUUGGUAGUUAGUCCAGAUGUCAGUAUUAACCUCAGGUGCAAAGUGCCUUAGCGUGUGUCAUAUGCAACUGUUGAUACAAUGAUUAGGAAUUUGAGAAAUUUCCCUUUCAGUCACUCAGGGACUGGAAAUACUGUUUGGAGACGUGGGGAAGGGCUACAGGGAGCUUUCUGUCAACCAAUUUAGUAAUUCCUCUUUUUUCCGUGUCUCAGUCCCUGUUCUGUAUGGUACUGACUGUAACAUUGUGUAUAUGUUUUGUGUGUAUAUAUUUUUGUUAAACACUACAUAAUAUAUCAAACAAGUGUUUCUUUAUUUUUUUCCCAAAUUGAUUUGAUAUCUCAUUUGUCACUACUGUUUUCUACGCUUGUACUGAGCAGUGUGAGAAUUUACAAUAUGUACCAACAUGCAAGAUGCAAAAUUUUUACAUAAGAUGCAAAGUUUUACUGGCCAUGUGAGUAUUUGCUUUUGUUAUUAAAUAACAAUUAGAACAAA
Molecule: messenger RNA, 2431 nt
Organism: Anguilla anguilla (European eel)
Lineage: Eukaryota; Metazoa; Chordata; Actinopteri; Anguilliformes; Anguillidae
Exons: 2
Coding region: 89-1537 (482 amino acids)
Source: RefSeq, a predicted model, not a curated record